CGGCCCGGGGCUCCCGCCGCCGCCUCUCUCUCCCUCCGCGACCGCGACGCCGGGUGCCGCGCCCCAGCGCCCCAGCCACACGCCUGGGCGGAAGGUGUCACCUGGUCUCGGGAAGGUGACAACAGAAUUUAUAAAAGGGCAGAAUUUUUAAAGAAGUUAACAAAAAGAGAAGCAAAAUGCCGAAACCAAUCAACGUACGAGUAACUACAAUGGACGCUGAGCUGGAAUUUGCUAUUCAGCCCAAUACAACUGGCAAACAACUUUUUGACCAGGUGAAGGUGGAGGGUAAUGAGGAAAGUCCUUGGAGACGUGAUCUUGGAGCAGAACCUUUAAAGCAUGAAGAGGCAUUAAUUAGGCAGGUGGUUAAAACAGUUGGUUUGCGUGAGGUCUGGUUUUUUGGGCUGCAGUACGUGGACAGCAAAGGUUAUUCUACUUGGCUUAAACUAAAUAAAAAGGUGACACAGCAAGAUGUUAAAAAAGAGAAUCCUUUACAGUUCAAGUUUAGAGCUAAAUUCUUUCCUGAAGAUGUUUCUGAGGAAUUAAUUCAAGAAAUAACCCAGAGACUUUUCUUCUUGCAAGUUAAAGAAGCCAUUUUAAACGAUGAGAUAUAUUGCCCACCAGAAACUGCAGUUCUGUUGGCUUCCUAUGCUGUCCAAGCCAAGUAUGGAGAUUAUAACAAAGAGAUUCAUAAACCAGGCUACCUGGCUAAUGAUAGACUCCUACCCCAACGUGUUUUGGAACAGCACAAACUGACAAAAGAACAGUGGGAAGAAAGAAUACAGAACUGGCAUGAAGAACACAGAGGAAUGCUAAGGGAAGAUUCUAUGAUGGAAUACCUGAAGAUUGCACAAGAUCUAGAAAUGUAUGGAGUCAACUAUUUUGAAAUAAAAAAUAAAAAGGGAACUGAAUUGUGGCUAGGUGUUGAUGCUUUGGGUCUGAAUAUUUAUGAGCAUGAUGACAAGUUAACACCUAAAAUUGGUUUUCCUUGGAGUGAAAUAAGAAAUAUUUCAUUUAAUGACAAAAAGUUUGUUAUAAAGCCAAUCGACAAAAAGGCACCUGAUUUUGUUUUUUAUGCACCUCGUCUAAGAAUCAAUAAGCGGAUUUUGGCGUUAUGUAUGGGAAACCAUGAACUCUACAUGCGAAGGAGGAAGCCUGACACCAUUGAAGUACAGCAGAUGAAGGCCCAGGCCAGGGAGGAGAAACAUCAGAAACAGCUGGAAAGGGCACAAUUAGAGAAUGAAAAGAAGAAAAGAGAAAUAGCAGAAAAGGAAAAGGAAAGAAUAGAACGUGAAAAGGAAGAACUAAUGGAACGUCUAAGGCAAAUUGAAGAACAGACAAUGAAAGCCCAGAAAGAACUGGAAGAACAGACUAGAAGAGCUUUAGAGCUGGACCAGGAGCGAAAAAGAGCAAAAGAAGCAGCAGAACGUCUUGAAAAGGAGCGUCAAGCUGCUGAAGAGGCCAAGGCUGCUAUAGAAAAACAAGCUGCUGACCAGAUGAAGAACCAGGAACAGCUAGCAGCAGAACUUGCUGAAUUUACUGCCAAGAUUGCACUUCUAGAAGAAGCCAAGAAGAAAAAGGAAGAGGAAGCUACUGAGUGGCAACACAAAGCUUUUGCAGCCCAGGAAGACUUGGAAAAGACCAAAGAAGAGUUAAAAACUGUGAUGUCUACCCCCCCUCCACCUCCACCACCACCAGUCAUUCCUCCAACAGAAAAUGAGCACGAUGAACAUGAUGAGAACAAUGCUGAGGCUAGUGCCGAAUUAUCAAAUGAAGGGGUAAUGAACCAUAGAAGUGAGGAAGAACGCGUAACGGAAACACAGAAAAAUGAGCGUGUUAAGAAACAACUCCAGGCAUUAAGUUCAGAAUUGGCCCAAGCCAGAGAUGAAACCAAGAAAACGCAAAAUGACGUUCUUCAUGCUGAGAACGUUAAAGCAGGCCGUGAUAAGUACAAGACUCUGCGACAGAUUCGCCAAGGCAAUACGAAGCAGCGUAUUGAUGAGUUUGAAGCAAUGUGAGAGCUGUUAUUUUGCGUACAUGUUCUUCAUAAGCUGAACCACCAACAGAGAAAAGCAGGCCUUUGCAGAUGUGAUGGAAUGCAUCCCACCUUGCCAAAGCACUUACACCAGUUUGACUGUGGUGGCUAAGAGAGAAAUUUAAGGGGAGCUCUUCGGCAUAAAGGCAACGCGAUGUCAUACUUGGGUUGUUUUUAUUUUGGGGGCCAGGGAAUGGAGAACAGUGUUCCAUCAUCUUCUUUCAUAUUUUUCAUUUUCCAUUUUUUUUUCUGUUGAAUAUUAACUCUAAUUAUCAUGUCUGACAACUGUGUAUGUGUGGUUUGAGCACUUAGAACAUUUUUGAAGGGUAAUGGUGACUUAACAAGUGUUUAGAUAGAGGACUCUCUUUUCCCUUGCCCCUUCCGUAUUCUCACUCAGCCACAUUUUCUGACUGUGCCUUCUCAUAUCCUGCCGUGCCCAUCAUGCGGAUCAUUGGCAUUGUUUAAAACGAGGGUAGGUGGAAGAGUGGGCAGUCUUUGAUCAUUGCGUAGAAGGUGGCUAUGAGUCAUGAAAAGGAUUAGAACAUUUUAAUAGUGUAGUAUGCAGCUGGUGGUUAAUUUUUUUUUAAUUCCAAUGAUAUUAUUGGAAAUUUGAUGCUUGCUUACUUUACUACAGUCAUCUUUGACAGCUGGGUCAUUUGGUCUUUCAUCUCCUGCCAUCUUUUGAUGGUUUUCUUGGCUGAUUCAUAAAAAGAUGUAGACAGCAGGUAGCAGUUCCAUAGGAGAAAAUUUAUUGAUAAAAAUACUACUGCAAAUAACAGUUGUCUCUGAAAGAUUUGAAUAGUGCUGUUCUUUCACAGAUUAAUUCAGAAAAACAGUUGCUUUAAUAAAAGAAAAUAAACAUUUGUUGGGAGUUAAUGUUAAUCAUUAAGAAAAACCUGGAUCUUUACGGAAGGACAGCAUAUGAAAACAGUAGUCCCAAGGAGGGGACAGAGUAUACUACCUCAUUACUACACCUGCGAUGACUGGUUGUUCAAACACAAUGGAGUGUGUAAGCUAUAUGUUUUAUAGUACAUAAUAAUAAUACUUUGUCAUGAAGGAAUAUUUUUGCAAUUUCAUUUUCCUUCAGAAUAUCUUAGAGUGCUAAAAUUUUUAACUGCCCUUUUGUGUUGAGUUGAAUUGUGGAACUCUGAUAUGUACUAAAAUUGUAAACUCUCCUGGUAUACUGUCUUCCUGGAGGGGUGUUGCAUGUCUGAGGGCGUGUGUGUGAGCGUGUGUGAGAGAGAGAGGAUGAAAGAGACGUUGCCCUUGCGGCAUAUGAAGGAUGUCUGUACCUUCAUUUCUUGAUAUAAUUAUUACAUAAUCAUUUUAGCAUAUUUGGUUUAUAAAUCAUUGUGCAUUUUUUUUUUCAGUCUGUAAGAAUACUUAAAUUUGGUUUGUUAGUCCUGUUUUAGAAUUCUUUAAUUUUAGGUUAUGUUAAUUUCAAUUAUGUCUGUCUUACUGAAAAAAUCUUUCCAGUUAACAUGUUCUAAUAUUUUCUUUAUUUUAAAACACCUAGAUUUGAAGAUAAGGAAAGCCUUGUUUUCUCUGUGUGGUUCAGCUACUUUCCAUUUGGUAUUAUGCAUUCAAAUUACAUUUAUCUAUUAAAAUUGCCAUUUUAUUAAACAUUGUCAUGCACAGUAGGUUCAAAUUAUGUCAAAGUAUUUCUUGCGCUUCUUUUUAUUUUGCUUACUUUAAAAGGAUUAAUCUGGGCAGACAUUAUGAAAAGGAAAGGUUGCGUUUAAUAUAUUUUUUGAACUUCGUAGGACAGAAGAUAACCUUGAGUAACUGUUGUGCAGUGGUUGCGCACAUGCUUCAAACCCUAGAUGGUGACCUUGUGAUUUGAGCUUUGAGACGUAACUGUUCACUUUCCCAGAGCACUGAAGCAAUUGCCAUUAAAGGUGAAAACCUAGGUUUCCAUCGGAUUUGUAUUAACUUCCCUGAUUUUGAAUUGUGUGCGCCAUCAUUGCUACCUCAGUUUGAUAUCAGUGUUGAAAAACUAUCAGUUAUAUUUACUGUUUAUAAUCUAUUUGUAGAUUAGAAUUAAAAUGGAUUUAAUCCAUUUUUAAACCUGUGUGAAUUUUUCUAAACCAGAACAACCAUUUGUAAUAUGGGUUUUCAUAGUGAUUAAACCAAUUAUAACUUUAUCAUUAGCAGUGAGAGCACAUGUUCAUAUAGCAAUGUAAAAAUGUGUUCUUGACCAUUUGGUAAAUUCCAACAGGCUUUUUACCAUUAGCAUAAUUUUGUGCUGUACAAUUAAAUUAUAAUUACAUCUAUAAUUUUGGAUAACAGUCAUUGGUUAACAAUAAAGUGACAAAAGCUCAUGCCUUCAAGGUCCACUGUUGUUAUUUAACAUGGAUUUCUUGCAGAUUUCCUGAAAAUUGUAGUCUUUGUUAGAGCCAUGAAUCAUCACGUCUUAAAAAUGAGAAAUGGAUCGGAAAAAUUUCAAGUAAUUUCACAGUCUUCAUAGACUUAACUCUUUCACUCUGCCAUCAGGGCUCCAUGGGAGUCCUAGUGAUUGCUAAUUCUGUGGAAAAAUUAAACAGACUGUCUUGACAAUAGAAAAUAAUUUAGGGUUUCCAGUCAUUGUUUUUAUUGUAUAGUUCUUUGCUUCUUUUUCCCGAGGACGUUAAAAUUUCAUUGUCAUUGAUUCAUCUCACUACCAAAAUGCUCAUGUUCUUUAAAGAACCUUGUGCUAAGUGCAUUUAUUUAAAUGCAUAUUUUUAUUUUAAA
Molecule: messenger RNA, 4762 nt
Organism: Loxodonta africana (African savanna elephant)
Lineage: Eukaryota; Metazoa; Chordata; Mammalia; Proboscidea; Elephantidae
Gene: RDX
Product: radixin
Exons: 15
Coding region: 177-2015 (612 amino acids)
Biological process (GO): regulation of organelle assembly; positive regulation of protein localization to early endosome; regulation of cell shape
Cellular component (GO): filopodium; cytoskeleton; microvillus
Molecular function (GO): actin binding; cell adhesion molecule binding
Source: RefSeq, a predicted model, not a curated record